UGACAAUGACAGUUUAUGUCAUUGUUUGGCAGAUUUUGGCAAUGUUUUCAUGUAUUUUGGAAUAAAAAAUGUAAAAUAUAAAAUCUUUUAGUUCGAAUUAUAAAUUUUAACUACAAGAAAUACAUUAUGGAUCUAAAUGCACUCGAUUCUUCGGCUGUUCACUGUACUGUAUCCAAAAUAGAAGUUAAAAGUGGAUAUAUUUACAUAAAGUUGUUGUGGGGACAAAAAGAGACUGACCUAUUUAAUAUACAAAUAAUUGAAGAAAUUGAGAAUGGUUACAGGAGUUGGUCAGGAAGUUUCUCCUUGGAAUCGGCGAACCAAUACAGGGAGUCUUUUGAAAUAGAUGAAGAGCAGUAUAAAAUGAGUGUUAAGGAAGCCUUGAUAGGUGCUGGUGACCCUUACAUCUUCGAUUUCGAUGUCAGUGAAGGUGUAUUUAGGUGGAAGAAAAAAUUUCCUGACUCUGCUAUUGUCGAACAUGGAAGAGUUUCUGUAGAAAGAGAUAUAGUGCCUACUCCGAUACACACACUAAUAGAUGUUUUGCUCGAACAAAACCACUCACUAGUAAAUAUAAUACAAGAUUACAGUAAGAGCCAAGAGGGCCUUGAAGCUGAGCUAGAGCUAUGUAAAAGAGAAUUGGAUAACUUUGUUGAUACUAAGAUAUCUUUGGAGGAGACUAUAUAUGGCAAGUUUAUGCAGUUGUUAAAUGAGAAGAAAAAAAGAAUUGCUAUGCUUGAUGAUGCCAUUAAGUCAAUGGAGUGAAUGGAGACAAAUUUAUACAUCUGGUGACAUUUUUGAUAGGCAAACCCACAUUGAAAUUGAACAAGGACUAUAUUGAUUUUUGUUUUUACACAAUUUAAUGUUUUAUGUAAAGUGGCAAACAUAUUUUUUUAUAUUAUUUUUUAAAUACACCAUACAAUAUA
Plodia interpunctella (Indianmeal moth) is the source of this 920-nucleotide messenger RNA. RefSeq lists its product as uncharacterized. Gene Ontology annotation, molecular function: DNA binding. Gene Ontology annotation, cellular component: nucleus; DNA ligase IV complex; DNA-dependent protein kinase-DNA ligase 4 complex. The record is from RefSeq and is a predicted model, not a curated record. Gene Ontology annotation, biological process: response to X-ray; DNA recombination; positive regulation of ligase activity. The transcript has a single exon. The coding region runs from base 127 to 759 and encodes 210 amino acids. Lineage: Eukaryota; Metazoa; Arthropoda; Insecta; Lepidoptera; Pyralidae.